AUGAUGAUGCUUCCCAACAACAUAUUCUCUCUACUUCAGUUUUUCACUCUUUUAUAUCUCUUUACAGUUAUUUUUGCUUCCACGGAGGAAACAACUUCCCUCCUGAAAUGGAAAGCAACUUUCAAGAACCAGAAUAAUUCCUUAUUGUCUUCAUGGAGAUCAAGUACUAACGCAUGCUGGGACUGGUACGGAGUUAUAUGCUUUAAUGGUAGAGUAAACAGGUUGAAUAUUACAAAUUCUAGCGUCAUUGGUACCCUCUAUGAUUUUCCAUUUUCAUCCCUCCAUUUUCUUGAAUAUGUUGAUCUUAGCAUGAACAAUCUCUCCGGAACCAUUCCACCUGAGAUUGGUUAUCUCACUAAUCUUGUCUAUCUUGACUUGUCCAUCAAUCAGAUUUCAGGAACAAUCCCACCACAAAUCGGCUCACUAGCCAAGCUUGAGAUCCUCCACAUCUUUGACAAUCAUUUAAAUGGUUCCAUUCCUAAUGAAAUAGGUUAUCUAAGGUCUCUUACUGAGCUAGCUUUGAGUAGCAAUUUUCUUAAUGGUACUAUUCCUGCUUCAUUGGGGAAUUUGAACGACUUGUCCUAUUUGUAUCUUGAUAAGAAUAACCUUUCUGGCUCUAUUCCUGCAGAAAUAGGAAAACUUGUCAAUCUUAUUGAAGUUUAUCUUUCAAGAAACCAAUUAGCAGGUCAUAUCCCUCCGGAAAUAGGCAAGUUGACCAACGCAAGAGUGUUCUAUGCUUUCUUUAAUGAAUUGUUUGGUCCCAUUCCUACAGAAAUCGGGAAGAUGAAGUCACUUCAGAAUUUAAGCUUACACACGAAUAAUCUUUCUGGUGUAAUUCCAAAAACUAUAGGUGACUUAAAUGAGCUCAAGCUUCUGCAUCUUUAUGCUAAUCAACUCUCCGGCCAAAUUCCUAGUGAGUUGGGGAAUCUGAAAAACCUCAAUAAUCUGGAAUUAUCCAAUAAUAAACUCACCGGUCCAAUUCCAAAAACUAUAGGUGACUUAACUGAGCUCAAGCUUCUGCAUCUUUAUGCUAAUCAACUCUCUGGCCAAAUUCCUAGUGAGUUGGGGAAUCUGAAAAACCUCAUUGUUCUGGAAUUAUCCAAUAAUCAACUCUCUGGCCUAAUUCCUAGUGAGCUGGGGAAUCUGAAAAACCUCAUUGUUCUGGAAUUAUCCAAUAAUCAACUCUCUGGCCUAAUUCCUAGUGAGUUGGGGAAUCUGAAAAACCUCAAUCGCCUGGAAUUAUUCAAAAAUCAACUCUUUGGCCUAAUUCCUAGUGAGAUGGGGAAUCUGAAAAACCUCAAUUUUCUGGAAUUAUCCAAUAAUCAACUCACUGGUUCGAUUCCGUCUUCCUUUGGAAAUUUGAGAAACUUGCUAGUACUGUCUCUCAGUGACAACAAUCUGAAUGAGGAAAUUCCUUCGUCUAUUUGCAAUUUGACAUCACUGAUAUUCCUGUAUUUGUCGAAAAACAACUUGAAAGGAAAAAUUCUACAAUGCUUGGAUAAUAUCAGUGCCCUCGAGUAUGUGGUAAUGUCACAUAAUAAUCUCAGUGGAGAGCUCCCUUCGUCUAUUUGCAAUUUGACAUCUCUAGCAAUUCUAGAUUUGGGUAGAAACAAUCUAAAGGGAGCAAUUCCGCAAUGUUUUGGCAACAUGAGUGGUCAUCUUCAGGUUCUUGAUAUGCAGCACAACAGUCUUUCUGGUACUCUUCCAUUGACUUUUAGAACUGGAACACUUGGAAGCUUCAACUUGCAUGGCAAUAAACUAAAGGGGAAAAUUCCCCAAACUUUGGCCAAUUGCAAAGAGUUGCUAGUUCUUGAUUUAGGAGCUAAUGACCUCAACGACGUCUUCCCGAUGUGGUUGGGAACUCUUCCUAAGUUGAGAGUUUUAAGCUUGAGAUCGAAUAAGUUGCAUGGAUCCAUUAGAACUUUAGGAAGUGAAAACAUGUUUCUUCAGCUUCGAAUGUUGGAUAUCUCUUCCAAUGCCUUCACGGAAAACCUACCAACAAGUUUGUUUCAACAUUUGAAAGCCAUGAGGAUAAUUGAUCCAUCAAUAGAAGCACCAAGCUAUGGAGAUUACCAAGACACGGUAGCUGUUGUAACAAAGGGAUUGGAGCUUGAAGUUGUGAAAAUCCUUUUUUUGUACACCACUAUCGAUCUUUCAAACAACAAAUUUGAAGGACAUAUUCCAAGUAUUAUGGGAGAUCUGAUUGCACUUUGCAUGCUGAAUUUAUCUCAUAAUGGAUUGCAAGGUCACAUACCGCCAUCACUUGGAAGUUUAUCUUCGGUUGAAUCAUUGGACCUGUCAAAUAACCAUCUUGUAGGAGAGAUACCAGCACAAUUUGCUUCUCUUACAUCGCUUGAAGUCUUCAAUCUUUCCUACAAUCAUCUGGAAGGGUGCAUUCCUCAAGGAACUCAACUUCAGACGUUUAUGAGCAAUUCAUAUAAAGGCAAUGAUGGAUUACGUGGGUUACCUGUUUCAAAAAGUUGUGGCUAUGCUCAGUUAUUAGAUACAAAUGAUACCGUGUCUAGACUAGAUGAUGAAGAAAGCAAUUCUGAAUUUCUGAGUGAUUUUUGGAAAGGUGCUCUGAUGGGCUAUGGAAGUGGACUAUGUAUUGGAUUAUCCAUAUUAUAUUUCAUGAUUUCAACUGGAAAACCAAUAUGGCUUGCAAGAAUCAUUGUAGAGCUGGAGCACAAAAUGAUGAUGGGAAGGAGAAAGAAGCAGCGAAGGCAAAGGAAUCAGAAGAAGAAAUAAUCAGUUUUUGGACCAUUUUGUAGGCUUUUAAGCAAUAAUAUAUUACUGUUAUUUCUUUAAAGAAAAGAUGUAUUAAAGAAGAAAUAGUAUCCUGAUUUGCAGUG
Messenger RNA from Solanum stenotomum, 2852 nucleotides. RefSeq names its product receptor-like protein Cf-9 homolog. Bases 1 to 2748 code for a protein of 915 amino acids. Lineage: Eukaryota; Viridiplantae; Streptophyta; Magnoliopsida; Solanales; Solanaceae. The transcript has a single exon. The record is from RefSeq and is a predicted model, not a curated record. Gene Ontology annotation, molecular function: protein binding.